This is a messenger RNA of Triticum urartu, 1135 nucleotides long. RefSeq lists its product as uncharacterized. The record is from RefSeq and is a predicted model, not a curated record. NCBI's taxonomy places the organism in Eukaryota, Viridiplantae, Streptophyta, Magnoliopsida, Poales, Poaceae.
CAAUCCAUCCAUCUUGGGUUGGGUUGUUAGCCAUAGCAAAUUAGUUCAACACCAGACAUCCAGCCAUGGGUAUGUGUUCCAACAAGAAGCGCAGCAGCCCUGGCUUUGCUGUGUGGUGUGUCGUCCUGGGCUUAGCCCUGCUCGUCGCCGUCGAUGCGGCGGGCAAGGAAGGUGGUGGGCAAGCCGGGCACUUGGGUGAAGAGCAUGGGGAUGCAGCCUACUGCUCCGCGUUGUGCACCGGACGGUUGGACUUCGGACCGUGCUACAAUCAGUGCUUGUAUGGGAGGGUGACAGGACAAGAACAAGCGAGAGGAGGUGGUGGAGUUGCAGGGCGCGCUGGUCUCCUGGCGAUGCCGACGGAGGGCACCGGAGGCGAGGGAGAAGAGAAGGGGAAGCAAGAGGACCCCGUCGCCCGUCUGAGCGACCCAGUCUGGUGCUACAGUGCCUGCCGUGAACAUCCGGAAUUGGACUACACCCAAUGUGUCAAAGAUUGCUACGCUGAGAAUAUGCCGGACGCCGCACAGCUGGUGGCCCAUGGAGGAACCGGAGGAGAAGAAGCAAGACGAGGAGCGGUUGAUGUCCCAAUGGCGACGGUGCUGCAUGUGACUGCUGCAGGUGCACUGUCGGGGGGCAACUGCGAUGAGUAUUGCCGCAAACACUAUGAUGUGGGCUCACCCGGAUACAGGCACUGCCAGUAUAUGUGCCCACGUCUGACGGUCCAUGGGGUAGCACAAGGAGAAGAAGCAAGAGGAGGAGCUGUUGAUGGGCUGACGGCGGUGGGGAAACCACACUGCGACUGGUUCCGCGACUGUAGUGUAACACCAUGCGUCUGGCGCUGUGGGAAGAGGGUGCAAGCGGAGGACACACCCUCUGCCUGACAAACCAAUUGUCGCCGAGAAGUUGCUGCCGCCUCCUGAACGGACAGCAUCGUCUGUUCUCACAAGGUUUUAACUAGGUGGUCGAUCUUGUUUUAACUAGGUGUUCUCACAAGGUUAAUUAUCAUUUCCGUUUUCCUCCUAGUAUUGCAUGUGCGAGCACACAACCUUCUUUGUGUGUGCUGCGCUUUUAAGGCCACCACCGCUUUCCCUUUCUGAAUAAAAGGAGGUGCGAUGCAAGAAAAGCUGCACUAGUGUUC